AUGGAACGAACAGAAAACGACUGUGUUUAUGUUUAUAACACCAAUAAAAGACAAAAAUUACAAAAUGAAUUAAUAAAAAACAAAUCUUGUUUUGAAAAUUUAGCAAACGAAACAAUUUAUGAAAUAUUUCAAUAUCUUGAUGUUUAUCAUAUUUACGAAGGAUUUUUUUAUCUUAAUCAACGAUUUCAAAAUAUAAUUGUUAAUACAAAUCUUCUAAUUCAAAUAAAUGUUUCAACAAUGUCAAAAUCAAAUUUUGAACUUUAUCAUAAAAAUAUGAUUGAACCAAAUAAACAUCGAAUUAAUUAUCUUCGUUUAUCAAAUCCAUUUACUAUUGAUAUUAUUUUCUUUCCAGCACGUAUUAUUUGUGAUUAUAUUCAACUUGAAAGAUUAAUUCUCGAUAAUAUCGAUACAAAAUAUCUUAAUAGCAUUCUCAAACAUUUAGCUUUUUUACCAAAAUUAGAUUCAUUAGUUCUUACUCCUAUUGAUUAUGUUCAAGAUACAAGUAUCUUUUUUAUUUCUAUAUUUAGUUUACCUAAAUUAAAAUCUUGUAUACUAACCUAUCGAACAAAAUAUGAUGAACAACCAAUGCCUAUUUAUAUGACUGAUUUUAAAGAUAGUCCUAUUGAAUAUUUUCUGAUCAAUAAUCGAUUUUCAAUUGAAUCACUUAAUGAUAUAUUUUUUUGUCUUCCAAAACUUCGUUAUUUAUCAAUUGAUUGUCUUGUUGGAUGUGAUGAUCCAGAUAUUGAUGAAGACCCUAUUGUAUCAAAAUAUUUAAAUAAUGUUUCUAUUAAACUUGAUUCAAUUGAUUUCAAUCUAUUGCAAAAAUUAAUUAAACGUUUUUUUUAUAAUACUGAAAUUUUACAUAUUUCAACAAAAUCUGAUCAAACAUAUUUAGAUGCAAAACAAUGGGAGGAAUUAAUUUUAUCGUCAAUGCCUAAUUUACAUACGUUUGAUAUAAGUCAUGAUGGUGGUACAUAUCAUGAUUUAAUAAAUCAAUUUAAUUCAUCAUUUUGGAUUAAAAAACAGUGGUUUUUUACACAUCAACAUGAUUUACAAGAAACACUUGAUAGUGGCAUUUUUUAUUCAACAAAUCCAUAUAGAAGAAAAACUUAUAUAUUUUAUUGGCAAUUCGAUCAACAUGUUUGUUCAAAUAUGCAAGAAAAGAAUUUAAAUAUAGUUAAACAUGUUCAUAUAUGUAGUAAACAAAUAAUAAAUAAUUAUGUAAAUUAUUUUCCAAAUGCAAAUCAAUUAACAAUUGAACAUUAUUUUAAAACAUCUGAUGAUUCAAUAUCAACAACUCUUAAUUGUAUUCUUCCUUUAAAGCAAUUAACUAAAUUAAAUAUAAAAAGUUCAAAUUUUCCUUUUGAACAAAUUAUUAAAUUAAUAUAUUUUACACCUAAUUUACAUGUAUUAAAAUUAGAUUUCUUAUGUUUAAAUGAAAUAUAUUUAAAAUUAAUUGAACAGCAUGAAAUUUUUCGAUAUGUAUCAAGUACCAAUAAAAUUACAAAUAUAGAUAUUCGAGAAAAAUGUACAUUAGAAAUAUUUCAAUUGAUUAUUUAUUUAUUUCCACAAGUUGAAUAUCUUAAAAUUAGAAUCAAUGAAAAAGAGAUUAGUCAAAUUAUACGAUUUUUAUUUUCAAAAACUACUGAUAAAAUACGUCGUUUAUUCUUUUUGUGCAUUUCACAAAUACCUAAAGUAUGCCUAAGAGAAUUAAAUUUUUUAAUUAAAUCAGAAAACUUACUCAGUGAUUAUUCUAUUAAAUAUAUUAAUCGUGACUUAUAUUUAUGGUGGUAG
Molecule: messenger RNA, 1794 nt
Organism: Rotaria sordida
Lineage: Eukaryota; Metazoa; Rotifera; Eurotatoria; Philodinida; Philodinidae
Source: the annotation of a GenBank genome assembly